Molecule: messenger RNA, 1214 nt
Organism: Triticum dicoccoides
Lineage: Eukaryota; Viridiplantae; Streptophyta; Magnoliopsida; Poales; Poaceae
Product: L10-interacting MYB domain-containing protein-like
Exons: 4
Coding region: 245-862 (205 amino acids)
Source: RefSeq, a predicted model, not a curated record
CAGAGGCAGAAAAACAGAGAGGGGAUGGCUCUCUAGAGUUCGCCCGCCGCCACCGUCGCCGGCCCCGUCGCCGGCAAGGCGUGUGGAUCCGGUCUCCGCCGCCCUCGGCCAUACACCGACCGCAUCAGAUCCGUCGUGUCGCCGUCCCUUAGCACCUGCUGCCCUCGCUCUCAGUCCGCCCCUGUGCUCCACCUGCGCCGCCGCCGGAGCUUCAACUGCACCACGCCGGAGCUUCAACUGCACCAUGCCGGAGGCCCCCCUUGCCCCCCGACUCCACCUCCUCCUGCCCGACUGCACCAGCCCUGCCCCACCUCCUACCUUUGAGAAGAUGUCAAAAGCUAAUUGGAGUCCAGAAAUGACCACCGUUUUUUGCAAUCUCGCUGCUAAGGAGAAGGAAAAGGGGAAUAGGCCUGCCAAAUUUUUUAACCCUGCUGGAUACAAGAAUGUAGAAGUUGGCUUCUUUCAGCAGACCGGAAAACUUUACAGUAGGCUGCAGUUCAAAAAUAAAUGGGGCAGUUUGAGGACCUUGUAUAGGGAUUGGCUGAUCCUAAAGAAUACAUCUACUGGACUUGGUUGGAAUGAUGAAACGAACACCAUGAUUGCUGAUGACGAAUGGUGGAAGAAGGCCGAUGAAGAAAAACCUUUGUUUGGGCUACAUAUUCCCAAACAGGUCAACCUUUUGGGAUUCCUGAUUCCCAAAAAAGAUCUUUUCCUCCCUUUGUUCAGGACUCUCCAUUAUUUCAAGCCACUUUGGAUUACACGUGAAAGUUGUGAUUAUAUCAGGCGAGGCUUGGAAACGGGAAAUAGUCAUCGCGGCGUGGAAGUUUUCAGUUAUACAGCGACGCCCACCGGUAUAGGAUGACGGCAUAAUAUUUUUCUUAUGGACCUCGGCUUCAUCAAGCUUACCAAGUCCAACAGCGUCAACAACAAGCUGGAGCUUUUUAGCGCUUAUAUCGUCCUGAAGCUUUUCAGAAAGGACCUUGAUUGAGUAGUGAGAAGAUCAGAAGGCAGUAAAUCACCACAGUCAGCGUAGCAGCAACCAAAUAACAAGAUGAAGAUGAUAGGACAGCAAGGAACCUGUGGUAAAUGGAGGAACAUGAAUCUUCUACAUGUAGAAAUAGCUGGAAUGAAACAUGUUUUGCUAUCUCAGGCACAACAGAUACUGUAGUUGCUCAACAUAAUCUAAUAAGCAAGAACGGGAAAAAAUAAUAAAA